Messenger RNA from Medioppia subpectinata, 294 nucleotides. The record is from the annotation of a GenBank genome assembly. Lineage: Eukaryota; Metazoa; Arthropoda; Arachnida; Sarcoptiformes; Oppiidae.
AUGUUGCCGGCCAUUUGGGCCGUCCUCCGAGUCUACUCGCCGUACAUUGUCUUCCCGUUUGCGGUAAUCGUGGGAACCGUUGGCUAUAAUCUGGAGAGCAUUUUAGGCGACCGACAGAUCGGCGCCAAAACCAUCGGGAAGUCCAUUGAUAAGGAGAGGUCGGAACGGCUGCUCAAGAGGUUGGACGACACGACUGACGCCACGCAAGUGGAGUCACUGAAGAAGAAGUCGUUUGUGCCGAAGACUAUAUUUGAGCGAAACGUCUCGCCGUCUCUUCAGUCCAAAGAGUUUUAA